CGCUGCGGACUCUCUGCGGGGGCUGAAUCCCGAGGCUCCAGCUCUGUAAAUAAGUGUGUGGGUUUCUGCAGCUCCGCAGUUCCUGACUCCAGCAGGACCUGUUGUGUGACUCCGCCAUGCUCCGCGCCGCACUGACCCGAGCCUGCCCGCUCCUGCCCGCCGCUCCCCGGCUCGCAGCCUGCCGCUACUCCGCUGCAGCGAUCCCCGCUCCCAACCCGCAGCCCGACGUCCAUUAUAACAAGCUCUUCAUUAACAAUGAGUGGCAUGAUGCCCUGAGCAAGAAAACCUUCCCCACCAUCAACCCAUCUACUGGAGAGGUCAUCUGCGAGGUUGCAGAGGGAGAUAAGGCGGACGUGGAUAAAGCAGUGAAGGCUGCCAGAGAUGCCUUCAGGCUGGGGUCUCCAUGGAGACGAAUGGACGCAUCGAGGCGCGGGGUGCUCCUGAACCGCCUGGCUGAUGCUGUCGAGAGAGACGCCGGCUACCUGGCUGAGCUGGAGACUCUAGACAAUGGAAAGCCGUUUUCCGUGGCCUACUCUGUUGAUGUGCCCAUGGUGGUUAAGUGCCUGAGGUACUACGCUGGCUGGGCAGACAAAUGGGAGGGUAAGACAGUUCCCAUUGAUGGUGAUUUCUUCUGUUACACCCGACAUGAGCCUGUUGGAGUGUGUGGCCAGAUUAUUCCUUGGAACUUCCCUCUGUUGAUGCAGGCGUGGAAGCUCGGUCCUGCUCUGGCAACUGGCAACACCAUAGUCAUGAAAGUAGCAGAACAGACGCCUCUCACUGCACUCUACGUGGCCAGCCUCAUCAAGGAGGUGGGCUUCCCUCCUGGUGUUGUGAACAUCAUCUCUGGACUGGGUCAUACAGCUGGAGCUGCCAUUUCUUCUCACAUGGAUGUGGACAAAAUUGCCUUUACUGGCUCCACAGAGGUAGGUCACAUUAUCCAGCAAGCUGCUGGCGCAAGCAACCUGAAGAAAGUUACUCUGGAACUUGGAGGGAAGAGUCCCAAUAUUAUUUUGUCUGAUGCCAACAUGGAGGAAGCUGUGGAGCAGGCCCAUAUGGCCAUCUUCUUCAACAUGGGUCAGUGCUGCUCUGCAGGCUCUCGUACCUAUGUGCAGGAGAGCAUCUACAAUGAGUUUGUGGAGCGUAGUGUGGAGAGAGCAAAGAAGAGGGUGGUGGGGAAUCCCUUUGACCUUAAGACUGACCAGGGUCCACAGGUCGAUGAUGAACAGUUUAAGAAGAUCUUGGGUUACAUCAGCAGUGGCAAGAAGGAAGGUGCGAAGCUGAUGUAUGGAGGUGGUGUGGCUGCAGACCGUGGUUACUUCAUCCAGCCCACUGUAUUUGGAGAAGUUCAGGACGACAUGAAAAUUGCCCGUGAAGAGAUCUUUGGGCCAGUAAUGCAGAUUCUGAAGUUUAAGACUAUAGAGGAGGUGAUCGAGAGGGCCAAUGACACCAAUUAUGGGCUGGCUGCUGCUGUCUGCACCACUGAUAUCAACAAAGCACAUUACAUCUCUAACAGUCUCCGUGCUGGAACAGUCUGGAUUAACUGCUACAAUGUGUUUGGAGUCCAGGCUCCCUUUGGUGGCUACAAGGCCUCAGGUACUGGGCGUGAAAUGGGAGAGUAUGGCCUGGAAGCGUACACUGAAGUCAAAACUGUAACAACUAAAAUCCCCCAGAAAAAUUCCUAAAUGGCAUGCUCCUGCUCUUCAACUCUGCGUGAAAAGCACACAGUAUUAGCACAGAGCUUUUUCUUAAUCAUUCUGUGUUUCAUACAAAUGAACGACGCACAUGAUCUCUUCGAGAGAUGUUUAAAUGACGUAUAAAACUGUUCCUUAACUAAAGCUCUAAGAGGAUCUGUAUUUUUGUAAUCCCCAGUUUCAAAGCACAUUUUUUUUUAAAUAAAAAAAUGAUCAUUAAAAAAAUAGACUGUUAGAGACAUUUAUUUACCAUGAUCAUUUCUAUAUAAUUUCUAUAUAAAAAAAUAUAUUCCAUAUUCUGUUGACAUUCUUUGUGUUCCAUUUUGAUAGAGUGAGCUGAUUUCUACGCUGGUGUUGACUGUGUUGCUGCACCGUUGCUUUUCUAUAAUAAAUGCUUCAAAGCAUA
Astyanax mexicanus (Mexican tetra) is the source of this 2097-nucleotide messenger RNA. RefSeq names its product aldehyde dehydrogenase 2 family member. The transcript is spliced from 13 exons. The coding region runs from base 117 to 1682 and encodes 521 amino acids. The record is from RefSeq and is a predicted model, not a curated record. Lineage: Eukaryota; Metazoa; Chordata; Actinopteri; Characiformes; Acestrorhamphidae. Gene Ontology annotation, molecular function: aldehyde dehydrogenase (NAD+) activity.